Molecule: messenger RNA, 975 nt
Organism: Eimeria maxima
Lineage: Eukaryota; Apicomplexa; Conoidasida; Eucoccidiorida; Eimeriidae
Exons: 5
Coding region: 1-975 (324 amino acids)
Source: RefSeq, a predicted model, not a curated record
AUGACUGCAGAUGGAGCAGUGCCCCCGGACAAGGCGUGGCUGUCCCCGCCAUGCUGCUGCGGUGUAGCAGCCAGUACAGAAGCAGAACCACCAGCAGCAGCAACAAAUGCUGCUACUCCUGCUGCUGUGUCUGCAGUUAUUGGUGUAGACGUGGGUAUUCCCCCCGAGACAAGCCGGGGGGGACCCCAACCGCAGCGCUGUCUCUGCUUUAGCAGCACUCCUUCAGGUAAUGAGAUAGUUAUAUGCAGUGCUGCCUCGACUGCAACAGAGGAGACGUCUGUCGCCGUCGCUGUGCCCUGCCCCGCAGGGCGCGGGCCUUCGUUUUAUGGCAUGGGGGGGGACCCUGAGCAGCCGUUGGGGCUGAGCAGCAACAGCAGCAGCAGCAACUGCAGCAUCAACUGCAGCACCAGUUGUAACAGCAACUUCACCAGCAGCUGCACCAACAGUUGCACCAGCAGUUGCACCAGCAGCUGCGGCAGCAACUGCGGCAGCAGUUGCAGCACUCACUGCAGCACGAGCAGCAGCACCAGCUGCAGCUUGACUGCUGUCCUUAAAAGACAAGCUCUCCUGGCAGCCAUAGGCCGUAUUCACUCCACAGGGAACCCUAACUCUCAGCUCAAAACCACCGCCUCCGCUGUCCUUCACUUCGUAGCUCUACUUCUCUCUUUCGUGAUGCUCGUUACCCUGUGGGGUGUAUUGGACGUGGCUGUAGAAGUUCUAGCGGGGCCCCAAACCCUCGAGCAGCUGCAAGGCUACGGCCUGAUGCUGUUUGUGGGUCUCCUGCUAACGUUUCUGCUGAAGUUUGUCGAGAGGCAGGGACACAAACUCACCAUUUACCCCACGCUCAUCGUGUCCCUUGUGACGGUGGUGGCGGCCUGGGGGAUCAUUGUGAGUUUUCCUAUGGGCCUCCUGAGUCUGAUUCGGACGGAGUCGUUGAGCUGGUGGCAGGGGGUAGCAAACACUGCGAGGGGCUAG